GCUGGAUCCUAGGCAUUCGAAGUCGCUGACGAGGAAGGCAACCAGAUAGGUGGACAUCGGAGGUGAUGGAUCAAAAGGCGUCCAUCACAUUGGUUACGAUCCACGUUGGAACAAUCGGUGCCUUUCUGAACUGUACUAUGAAGUGAAAGUACCCAGAAGAGUGGUCAUAAGUUCACUCCGAGGCAGUGACCAAUCAGAGCAUUUGCGGUACUUUGCAGAAAGAGAAAAUGUGUCAGAGAGGAGAAGGACGAGAGAAGACCGGUCUCUGGAGAGGGAAAUAUAUAAUUCUUACAUAGACUUGAGAGCCAGUUAAUCUUCAGUGAAUUACCGUACGUUGCACUUGUGUAUCCGUAAGUGUCUAUUUCGUUUAUUCUAGAAGCUGUCAACCACUGUCAACAAACAAAAAUCAUCAUAAUUAAUUCCAUUCUAAGCAGACAAUUAAUUCGAUCAGGAACAAUGGCUACGUAUAAAUUGGUAUAUUUCAACGUAAUGGGACUCGGAGAGCCCAUCAGGUUUCUUCUCAGUUACGGAGGCGUCGCAUUCGAAGACAUUCGCGUGCAGCACUCAUCCGAGGAAUGGACCAGCAUGAAACCAACGACUCCGUUCGGUCAGCUACCCACGUUGGAAAUCAACGGCAAAGUUUACUCGCAAACGUUACCUAUUUGCCGUUACCUGGCCAAACAGUUUAAUUUGCUCGGCAAAACCGAUUUGGAUACGUUACAGAUCGACGCGAUCGCGAGCGCCCUUCACGAUUUCAGAUGGCUGACAAUAACGUCUUAUUAUAGAGAAUCCGAUCCGGUCUUGAAAGCCAAGAAAAAAGUUGACGUAAUGACAAGAGUGAUACCGUUCUAUUUGAAUAAAUUGGAGGAACUGACGAAGAGCAAUGGCGGAUAUUUGCAUGGCGGGCAGUUGAGUUACGCCGAUCUGUUCUUCGUCGGGAUCUCGGAUUCGUUAACUACGGCUUACGAGUCGGAUAUCACGAAGGACAAACCGCAUCUGAGAUCCCUGAAGGAAAAGGUGUUGGAAAUUCCGAAUAUCAAAGCGUGGAUAGAAAAAAGACCAAAAUUGGAAUUUUAA
Eufriesea mexicana is the source of this 1077-nucleotide messenger RNA. It is a transcript of the gene GstS4, whose product is annotated as glutathione S-transferase S4. The transcript has 6 exons. The record is from RefSeq and is a predicted model, not a curated record. Lineage: Eukaryota; Metazoa; Arthropoda; Insecta; Hymenoptera; Apidae. Bases 457 to 1077 code for a protein of 206 amino acids. Gene Ontology annotation, biological process: glutathione metabolic process. Gene Ontology annotation, molecular function: glutathione transferase activity.